Messenger RNA from Oryza brachyantha (malo sina), 3515 nucleotides. RefSeq names its product desmethyl-deoxy-podophyllotoxin synthase-like. The transcript has 2 exons. Gene Ontology annotation, molecular function: oxidoreductase activity, acting on paired donors, with incorporation or reduction of molecular oxygen; monooxygenase activity; iron ion binding. Lineage: Eukaryota; Viridiplantae; Streptophyta; Magnoliopsida; Poales; Poaceae. The record is from RefSeq and is a predicted model, not a curated record. The coding region runs from base 1518 to 3020 and encodes 500 amino acids.
GCCCCUCGCUUCUGCUCCUCAUUCCUCAAGGGCUAGCUAGCCGGACCCGGCUGACGGCGAAAACUGGAGCGGCGGCGGGGGCCCCAGAUGACGGCGAAGCCUGCAGCGGUGGCCUGGCGCGAGCACCGCCGGCGUGGCGUCGCUGCAGUGGCAGCAGCCAGAAAAGCAGACAACAAGGUUCGCGAUUCGUAAAUCCUUCUAUCGACCGUGUUUGCUGGAUUGGAUAGAUACGGGGGGGAGUUGGGAAUCGCAUAGUUGGACAAUCUAUCUUCGCAGAUUCUUUGUGCAGCCUUGCAAAAGAGGAUGAAACGGGUAGGAUUUGAAAUCUUUCUGGAAUGGAAUGAAAUGAUGCGCAAGGCAAUUUUGUAAACUUUGACCAAUAACCAGCCAAACUAGUGGUGGCUUUUUUGGAAGUAUUUUCGCAUGGCUUUGGUUUCAAAGUUGUUGACAAUAUAUGCAAAGGAGGGAAGUCGAGCAGCACACUAUAUUUAUCAAUGUAGGGGUACUGGCUUCAUUCUAGAGCUUUAGGAAUAGUGUUAUGCAGCUAAACAUGGUGAUUUGUAUCCCCUCCACUGUUUUUACUAUGCAGUAAGAUAUGCUGAGAGUUAACAAGACUUUUCUGAGUGGUUAUAAUUAUUUGAACCGAAGUGAUCGACAAUGUCCUGAUCAAGGAGACAUUCAUAUAAGAAACAUACUUCCUUCUUGCGAUCAUAGCUUUCUAUACAAAAUUAUGCAUUGCAGAACUACUAUUAAUCAGAGUUAUGGAUUUAGAGACCAUGACGCUAGCACCGUAGAAUGAUGGUUUAUAUUCGAGUAAAAGACAUAUUAUCAUAUUUGAAAAUAAUAUUAUUUGCACUUUCAGAUAAGACCAACAUAUUCUGUCGUGAAACUUCAAAGAAAGUGGAAAGACCCAAAUAAAAUAUAGGGACUAGUAGGGUAGUGAACAUGGGAUAAUAAAUAAUAAAUGUAGCGCAAGUAGAGCUGUUGGGGAAUGGGUACAGUUCAUUGAUAAUGCUAGUAGAGCUGUUAUUUUGUUUGAUCACUAUGUUUUUAAGUUAUGUUCUCUCAUUUAGUUGCUCUGUUUUAAGAUGAAAAAUAGGAACAGUUAUGAUUCGAAUUUCUUGUAGCAAUAGUUUGUUCUCUCCAACAGUUUUGCGACACAUAGCUUUAGUGCUAUAAUAAAGUGGUCCUGUUAUACUUUGAAUUGUUGAUUCAAGUGAAGAUCAUGCCAAGCUACAUCACAUCUUAUAAAUAUAUGCAUCCCAUGGAGCAAGCACUUGCUUCCCAUGUGAAUCUCUGAUCAUUAGCAAUAAAGGGAAGGCUUUUGUGCCAGUACUUGCGCUGUUUAUAUUAUAUUUAUUCUGGCCGCAUAUGUCCAAAGAAGCAACCAGCAAAUUGCCUGAACAUAAUUACGAAGCAGCAAGCUGUGCAUAGAAGCAUGCAUUACCUGCCAACUUGCAUAUGUAUUCUAAGGACAAUAAAGCAUCAACGAAAGCAUCACACUAACAAAGAACUCCAUGGACAGCCUUAUCUUCUUCUGCAUCCUCGCUCUUCUUCCUUUCUUGUACCUGGUAAAGUCAUACAUCUUAUCCUCUGUCAACAGUACGAUUCAGCUCCCCCCAGGUCCAUGGCAGAUCCCCAUCAUUGGCAGCCUCCACCAUCUGCGUGGAGCCCUUCCUCACCGUGCCAUCCGCGAGUUGUCACGGCGCUAUGGCCCCGUCAUGUUCCUCAAGUUUGGUGAGGUGCCUGUUAUUGUUGCCUCAUCGCGUGAGGCUGCCAUGGAGGUCAUGAAAACCCAUGAUAUUAUUUUUGCGACGAGGCCAGUUAGCCCGACCAUGAGAGUCUUCAACGAGAAAGGCCAGGGUUUGAUCUUCCGCCCUUAUGGCAGCCAUUGGCGACAGCUCCGCAAGCUCUGCAUCGUCGAGCUGCUGAGUGCAAGGCGUGUGGAGCUGUUCAGGCCUGUCCGUGAAGAGGAGGCUGCGCGCCUUGUCCAGUCCAUCUCUUCAUCAGUGGGGUCACUUGUGGAUCUCAAUGAGCAACUAGCUGCCUAUGUCACUGACACAACAGUGCGCACUGUCAUGGGUGACAGGUUCAUGGACCAGGAUGCUUUCCUCCACAUUCUAGAUGAAGGUGUUCAGCUUAUGGCAGGCUUUAGCCUGGCAAACCUCUUCCCAUCUUCUCGCCUUGCACACGCACUGUGCCCCAUGGUACGUAGGGCGCUGGCACACCGGGAGGCAGUCCACAAGUUCAUGAUUGGCAUCAUCAAUGAACACAUAGACAGACGGUCUUUAGAGGGAGGAUGUGAUCAUGAGGCCAUAAUUGAUGUGCUUCUUAGAAUCCACAGAGAAGGUGACCUUCAUAACCCACUCAGCAUGGACACAGUCAAAGGUGUGGUUCUGGAUCUUUUUUCUGCAGGGAGUGAGACAGCAGCAACAACACUACAGUGGGCAAUGGCAGAGCUGAUCAAGAACCCAACAGUGUUGUCGAAAGCACAGGCUGAAGUCUGUGCGGUCUUUUCGGGGCCAGGGAAGGUAGCUGAGGAAGGUAUUGAAAAGCUUCAAUACCUGCAUAGCGUUGUUGAUGAGACCUUGAGGCUGCACCCACCUGUACCGCUGUUGGUUCCAAGGGAAUGCCAAGAACAAUGCCGACUCCUCGGUUAUGAUGUGCCAAAGGGUGCAACGGUAAUUGUCAAUGCCUGGGCUAUCUCAACGGACCCAGAGUAUUGGGAUGAACCUGAAGAAUUCAUGCCAGAGAGAUUUCAAGGAGGCAAGAUAGAUUUCAAGGGGAAUAACUUUGAGUUCAUCCCAUUUGGCGCUGGUCGGCGAAUAUGCCCAGGCAUGUCAUUUGGCAUUGCCAGUAUUGAGCUAGCUCUUGCAAACCUAUUGUUCUACUUUGAUUGGAGCCUACCAGAGGGUGUCAAUUGCAGCGAGCUAGAUAUGACUGAAGCAACGGGAAUCACUGUUAGGAGGAAGUCACGUCUCUGGCUCAAAGCUACUCCUCGUGUACCUUUGUACUGCUGAGCCGCCUUCUCCGUACCAGCUCCAGUUCUCAGUGUCAAAUUUCAAGAAUUCAAGCGAGAACCAUGAAACUGUGAUUGCUCUGCAGUUCAGGUUUGCUGCCUUCAUCCCUGUGUUUAGUUUUUUCAAUAAAAUUAUAGUAAGAUGACCGUUCAAUGUUGCAUUCGAUUACACAAAAACCGAAAUCUGAUGGCCGUGCCAGCUUUCAAUAUAUUGUAGCGACUUAUAUUGCAAGGAUUGCAAGCUUUUGAUAUAUGUAUAAAUCAAAAUAUGUCGACUGGAGACUUAUCACUAAUUGGCCAGGGUCCAUCCCGAUGUUCUAACAGAUCUACUAAUAGCUGACAGGUGAGCCAUGGCAAUACACCUGUCACAAGACGGUCAUAAUGUUAGAUUCAAUACAAUCGACAUAGUUGCUUGAACAAAAUUUCAACAAUAUGAGCAUGUUUUGCAAAGUAAGUUGUACAGUGCACUAGUGCAGUAUCAUUUUUUUUUUUGUUU